Molecule: messenger RNA, 2710 nt
Organism: Syngnathus typhle (broad-nosed pipefish)
Lineage: Eukaryota; Metazoa; Chordata; Actinopteri; Syngnathiformes; Syngnathidae
Exons: 7
Coding region: 546-1961 (471 amino acids)
Biological process (GO): B cell receptor signaling pathway; negative regulation of T cell activation; T cell receptor signaling pathway
Cellular component (GO): plasma membrane; membrane raft
Source: RefSeq, a predicted model, not a curated record
UCGCUAGAUGGCGUCAGAAGGGAACGACGCACAAGAUCCGGGAGUCUCCUGCAAACUGUGCCUGCUGUGUCACAUGGAAGCUCGGUAGCCCAGAGGACGCGACGCGAGUGAUGAUGAUGGCGGGGGCUUGAGGGACGUCGGAGGCGAAUGCGCGUGGAGAUUCUGUAGCUCUGCCCAGGCGAUCCCCACCCACUCUUUACCUACCCCAACACCAACUGGCUGUGAAGCAAGAGCCCGCUGUUACCGGGGUCAGCGGGCAACACAAAAAACGAUGCCAAAUGCAAUGCGGUGCAUUGGUGCUGCGUGAAGAGGCAACGGCCACGGAGGGAUGCUCGUUGCGUCGCAUGCACCUUGAUCGAUUAUGCUGGCUGGAGGGCGGUUGCUGGUCCGACGAGCUGAAUCCAAAGGACGGGCUCAUGGUGCGCUUUUACGAACCUCGGAGCUGAAUCCCCGAGAGAGCGUGGCCCUUGCCUGUGUGCAUGAGCGUGAGGCCGAGAGUGUGAGUGUGAGCGCGUGUGAGAACAAGUGAGCGCCAGCGCUCCCACAUGGCCUCCAUGCAGGACGGGCUGAACUUCACGGCUCCUCCCUAUGGCAAGGUCCUGCUGCUGGGUGCCAUCGCUGCCGCCUCAGCCUUCGUAGUCACUAUCCUCAUCGUGGUACUCUGCGUGGGCUGCCAGAGGAAGGGAAAGGCACACAAUGUCCCCAGUGAAGGUGGGAAACACCGUCUCAUGGACAUGGGUAUACUCAGGCAGUCCAAGCUACGGUCCAUCAGUAAAUCAGACACCGAGAUGAACAAGAUGAACUGCAAUGGCAAAAGCAGGCAGCUUCCCCAGAUUCCCUCUGGGACUGGAGAGGACGGAGAGCACACUUACUCAGAAGUGGGCCGAAGCUCCUCCGCCACGCGAACUGACGACGCGCUCUAUGCCAUGGUAGGCAGGGCAGGUCAGACGGACACUCCGGCCCCUCCGGCCGUCCCUGCCAACACCCCGGCGCCGCCCGACCCGGACGGGGACGUGGAAGGGGGCCUGCCUGAACCCGAAGCCCAGGUGGUGUCCGCGCCUCACCCCCAAGAGACGGCGGAGUACGCCUGCGUCAGGAAGCUGAGGAGAGCGGACAAGGCGCCCCAGAAGAGGGACAGCGGGACGGACACGGGGGACCCGCCGGUGCCUCCGCCACCGCAACACCCCCCGCCUUCUCACCCUGCCCCUCCGCCGCCACAUCCUCACAGCACAAAGUUGCCCCGGAGGAACAUGGAUGCCUUUAAUGUGCCGUCAUUCCCCAAGGAAGUGAUGUUUAUGGGAAAUGGAGAGCAGUACAUUUGGAAGCCUCCAGAGGAUGAAGAUGUCCUCAUGCUCCACAAUAAGGCCCUGGUACCUCUGGGGGCGCACACCAUGGAGAACAUCCAACCAUCUGCUGCAGUGGUGGCUGAGAUGUAUUCCAAGGUGUGUAAGCCGGCCAAGAAGAAACGAGCCGUACCCGGAUCGCCGCCGUCCAAUCCCGGCUUCAGGACCUUGGGUCGCCCCGACCGGGACCGGGAACGCGACGGGGGAUUUAGCGUAGUGGUCAAGCCCCAGACGUGGGCCCCUCAGGAGGGCAAAGUGCCCGUGGGCUCCCUGGACGACCACUGCUACGAGUCCUUCGGGACAGAGGAGUGCGAGCCGGCCUACGAGAACCUGGAAGGCGGAGUCGGUUGGAGGCGAGAGCGAGCGCCCAACACGUGCGCCACCUUGCGGCCCAGGAGGAAGAAGGCGCAGCAGCCUUUGCAGCAGCAGCAACCGCCUCCUCCGCCACCCACGCAGCACAACCCCAAAUUACAGCACCUGCCCGCCAAAGCCCUGCUGCUGCCCGGGGAAAGCCUGUACGAGAGCAUCGGUGACGUCAAGCAGGGCGCCACCACCUCCAGCACCACCACCAUCUUCACCUUCAACGACGGCAUGGAGAUGUACGUCACGGGGCUCUGAGGAGGAGCGGGCUGCCGCGCCGGCCCCUUUCCGUCGAGGGGCCGCCAACGCCGGUCUUUCCCAACCUUUAUUCAUCCAAGGCAUCUUUGACAUUAGGGGCUUUAUUUCGAUAGACGGUACAGAUUCAGAUUAUCCUUUCCUCCUUGAGUUGUGAAAUCCCCUAUUUAAUUGCGCUCCUUUUUUCCUUAUUUUCAUUUAUUUGACCACAUGCCUCCCACUCAUUCAUAUAUUUUUUGAUAAAAAAAAUUGAGAGAAUAAACUUUCAAAACACAUUAUUUGCAGUAAAUUAUUUUUUUUCAGAGCGAUAAAGUGCAAUUGUAUCACUCAUAUGUCGUGACAUAGAGGUUGGGAAUCGCUGGCCUAUACCACAAGUAUUGACGGUUGAGUUCCUAUCGUGCCCUGUCCCUCUCCCCGACACACACACAGACAUUACACGACAAACACAUGCUGUUUACAUUACGUCAUGCCUUUCCUGGGCUCCAGCGGCCUUAAAUACCAAGGUUUAUAUGUUACGGCCGAGGCUUAGUCCAAACUGGAAAGCUUCGAAGGAAUCCAAAGGUUGUGAGCACAAAAGCAUUGCAGAGCAAUCAGUAGGUACCAGUAGCACUCGUUCAUCCGUAGACGACAAGUGUGUAAAGCACAUGGAAGAGCGAAACUGAAAUUCUUCCUAAUUUCUAGCGGGUAACAGUCCUUGAUGGGCCGGAGAAAUAAUAAUUUAAAAAAAAAAAAAAGCACAGCCUUGAGAAAUA